Molecule: messenger RNA, 1191 nt
Organism: Rotaria sp. Silwood2
Lineage: Eukaryota; Metazoa; Rotifera; Eurotatoria; Philodinida; Philodinidae
Source: the annotation of a GenBank genome assembly
AUGUUGUUUGGACGUAUGAUAGAUUCACUAAUAUCUGGUGAAUCUUCACGACAGAUUUUAUCAACCACAUAUUUGACAUCAUCACCAAAUUCAUCUAGUUUAAUGACACCAAUGAGUUAUACAAGUUUUAAAUCAACAAUAGCAUAUGAUCGAUCACAGAUGAUAAAAUCUUAUAUGAUAUUAAAAAACCAUUUUUUAAAUGAAAAAAAUCAUUUUAUUGAUAAAUAUAAUCAUAGACAAAUUGAUAAUGCUAUUUUAAAUGAUUUUAUUAUUCAACGACGUAUUGGUGGUGGUAGCUUUGGUACAGUUGUCCUUGCUCUGCAUGAAAAAAAACGAAUAGCUAUGAAGAUUCUUGAAAAACAACAUAUUGUUAAAUUAAAACAGAUCCGUCAUGUUAUCAAUGAAUGUCAUCUUUUAGGAGCAAUAAAAUGUCCAUUUAUUGUCAAUUUAUUAUAUAAAUUUAAAGAUAAUGCAAAUCUAUAUCUAUGCUUAGAAUUUAUUGGUGGUGGAGAGAUGUUUCAUCAUAUGCGAAAACAAAAGAACAAACGGUUUUCUGAAAGUGUUGCACGUUUUUAUGCUGCACAAAUAACACUUGCUUUUGAAUAUUUACAAUAUCUUGAUAUUUGUCAUAGAGAUUUGAAACCUGAAAAUUGCUUAAUUACUUAUGAUGGUUUUAUAAAAUUAACUGAUUUUGGUUUUGCUAAAAUAGUUCCAGGACGAACAUAUACACUUUGUGGUACAGCACAAUAUUUAGCUCCCGAAAUUUUAUCUAAUAAAGGUUAUGGUAAAGGUGUUGAUUGGUGGUGCUUAGGUAUAUUUCUUUAUGAAUUAAAUGCUGGUUUUUCACCAUUCUAUGCUCCAGAUCAUGCUGCUCUUUAUUCAUUAAUUUUACGUUGUGAAUAUAAAUUUCCAAAGCAUUUUAAAGAAGAUCUUAAAUCAUUAAUACGUCAAUUACUUCAAAUUGAUACAACAAAACGUUAUGGUUGUUUAGUUAAUGGUGCACAAGAUAUAAAAAAUCAUAUUUAUUUUCAAAAAGUCAAUUGGUUAUCAUUAUAUGAGAAAAAAGUUCAUUCGGAAUUUCGACCACAAUUAAUUAAAGGUUAUGAAUUUGAAUAUUUUGAAGAAAAAAAAGAUUUUAUUAUUCCAAAAUCGUCAAUAUGUUUAUUUGAAAAAGAAUUUCAAGAUUUUUAA